Carica papaya (papaya) is the source of this 664-nucleotide messenger RNA. RefSeq names its product Peptidyl-tRNA hydrolase II (PTH2) family protein. NCBI's taxonomy places the organism in Eukaryota, Viridiplantae, Streptophyta, Magnoliopsida, Brassicales, Caricaceae. Gene Ontology annotation, molecular function: peptidyl-tRNA hydrolase activity. The record is from RefSeq and is a predicted model, not a curated record.
CACCUUGUAGACCUACACCAUGGCCUUUGUUUUCUCACCAUUUCGUUCCUCGACCUGCAGCCUUCCUGGUCUCGCUCCUUCAAGCAUCAAAACUAGGGUUAAGCUGUCUGUUCUGCUUCACUUUGCGGAUCGUAACAAUCGAACUCCAAUCGGAUCCAAGUCUAUGAACCAACCGGGCGGAUCCGAUGUCUUCCCGUCCCAAAAUGACGGCUCGAAGGCGGAGAAGACGGAGGACGUGGUGGUGCAGUACGUGGUGCUGAGGAGGGACCUGAUAGACACGUGGCCGCUGGGGAGUAUUGUAACACAGGGGUGCCAUGCAUCCGUUGCUGCCAUUUGGUCCCAUAAGGACGACCCUCACACUGCAGAGUAUUGUAGUUCCCAAAACAUCGAUUCAAUGCAUAAGGUGACACUUGAGGUGAAGGGAGAAGCCCAGAUUUUGAACUUGUCGGAGAAGCUGACUGCGGGUGAGAUUGCUCAUAAACUCUGGGUUGAACAGCCUGAAAAUAUUCCUACAUGCCUUGCUACUAAGCCUUAUCCCAAAUCCCUUGUAUCCUUGUUUUUCAAAAAACUGAAACUAUGCAAGUGAUAUAAUUUUUCAUUUACUUUUUUUUUUUUUUUUUUUUUCCUUCUUCUUCUUGUAAGGGUUUUAGGGGGUUUCAUUGAU